Molecule: messenger RNA, 930 nt
Organism: Chrysochloris asiatica (Cape golden mole)
Lineage: Eukaryota; Metazoa; Chordata; Mammalia; Afrosoricida; Chrysochloridae
Product: olfactory receptor 4P4-like
Exons: 1
Coding region: 1-930 (309 amino acids)
Biological process (GO): G protein-coupled receptor signaling pathway
Cellular component (GO): membrane
Molecular function (GO): olfactory receptor activity; G protein-coupled receptor activity
Source: RefSeq, a predicted model, not a curated record
AUGGGAAAAAACAAUAAUGUCACUGUAUUUAUUCUCUUGGGAUUUUCUCAAAGCAAAAAUAUUGAAAUCUUCUUCUUUGCCUUAUUUUUGUUUUGCUAUAUUUCUAUUUGGAUAGGAAACUUGCUCAUCAUAAUUUCUAUCACAUGCAGUCAUCUAAUAAACCAACCCAUGUAUUUAUUCCUUAAUUAUCUCUCUGUGUCUGACCUCUGCUACACAUCCACUGUGACACCCAAACUAAUGACGGACUUGUUGACAGAAAUGAAGACCAUUUCCUAUAAUACUUGCAUGACCCAGCUGUUUUCCACACAUUUCUUUGGAGGCAUUGAGAUCUUUAUCCUCACAGGGAUGGCCUAUGACCGCUAUGUGGCCAUCUGCAAGCCCCUACACUACACUGUCAUCAUGAGCAGGCAUAGAUGUAACACAAUCAUCCUGGCUUGUUGUACUGGAGGAUUCAUACAUUCUGCAAGUCAGUUUCUUCUCACCAUCUUCUUACCCUUCUGUGGCCCCAAUGUGAUAGAUCAUUACUUCUGUGAUGUGUAUCCUUUGCUGAAACUGGCCUGCACUAAUACACAUAUAAUAGGUAUUUUAGUCAUUGUUAAUUCAGGCCUAAUUGCUUUGGUGACUUUUCUUGUCUUGAUGUUGUCUUAUUUUUAUAUAUUGUACACCCUCAGAGCAUAUUCCGUAGAGAGCCGAAACAAAGCUCUUUCUACUUGCAGCUCUCACAUAACAGUGGUGGUCCUCUUUUUUGUACCUGCAUUAUUCAUUUAUAUUAGGCCAGACACAACUUUUCCAGAGGAUAAAGUUCUUGCUCUUUUCUACACCAUUAUUGCUCCUAUGUUCAAUCCUCUGAUCUAUACUUUGAGAAAUAUGGAGAUGAAGAAUGCUAUGAGGAAAGUUUGGUGCCAUCAAAUGCUGUUGGAAGGAAAGUAA